UUCACACCCUUCUCCCCCACAUCUUCUUCACUUAUCCCCUCUCUUCAAUUCUCUCUUCCUCUCUCACAACAAACCCUAAUCCCAAGGUUUCCAACUUACCUUACCUUCAUCUCUCCAACAAUGGCGACAAUGGUCUGUCGUGGCCCUCAACCCUGCGUCGAUUCUCAAUUCAUCGAAACAACUUGGCCUCGAAUCAAAUUACAUCCUCAUCCUCAUCCCCCUCCUUCUCUCCAUUUCGCUCUCAAUUCCUGUUUCCUCGAUCUCGAUAAUUCUCCCAAUUCCCUCCCCCAAUGCCACCAACUUAACCAAAUUUUUCUCAAUCACAACGCUAUUAACUCUCUUCCACCACCUCCUCCUCCUCCUCCUCCUUCUUAUCCUCAUCCUCGUCCUCCCUCCGAUGACGAUGACGUCUGCAAGAAAUCCGUGAAAUCCGCAAUGACGUGUAAGGAAUUACAAUCUGAUUAUGUUCAUCCCCUCGUUAAACGCUCUCGCUCUGCUCUGAGUGAUAAGAGUCUUGCGCUCUGUACUGAGAAUUUAGGGAAUGAGACUGGAGUUGAUUUCGUUGAGGAUGCUGUUUUUUCCGAUCUGAAAAAUGAAAGGUCUCCAAUGAGGAAGCGAGUGAAAUCGAAUGGAAAUCAAGGUAAUAACAAAGUUUUUCCACCGCCUCUGACUACAAUCGCUGGUGUUGAUUCGAUUCGUGUACAAUCAUAUCGUGAAGACGGACGGUUGAUAAUGGAGGCGGUGAAAACUCCGGCGAGGCUUUCGUAUUUCCACGUUGAACGAAGCCAUGGCCGGCUUCGAUUGAGCAUUUUGAAAAGUAGCACUUCAAGUUCCAGAUUUGACUGUGGAGAAGAAAGUACGGAGAAGGAAAAGGUAAGAGAAAACGAAAAAGAAAAGGAGGAAGAAGAAGAAGAAGAAGUAAGAAGAAACGACGACGUUGAAGUGGUGGGCGAGAAAGGUAAUUAUGAGGAAAAUUUGGGGGGGAAAGUGGAAGAAAAUGGAAAUCUUGGAGGGGCGGAAAUCGAAAUAGAAAAGGUUGAAAGGCCAUGCAGGUGCAACGAGGCGGGUGAAAAUAAUAAUAUUGACGAAAUAAAAAACAACAAUGAAAUGUUGGUAUUGACUCGGGAGUCCCUCUCCAUUUGGGUCUCUUCUUAAUUAAUUAUAAAAUUAAAAAGAUUAUUAUUAUUAACGAUUUUUAAUUUUUGGAUGAUAUUUAAUUAAUCCGGCUUCUCUUUGUAAUCCCUUUUAUUAAUCCAUUUCUCACUAAUUUCACCUCCCUUAGCUUUUACUCCAAUUUUAUACCUUUCUAUCUAUGAAAAAACUACAACAACAGAUAUAUGUUCAUUCAUGGUGAUUAACUUUAGAUCAAUCAAAUUCAUAUUUUCAAUAUAGGAAUUCCAA
Cucumis melo (muskmelon) is the source of this 1401-nucleotide messenger RNA. RefSeq names its product protein FANTASTIC FOUR 4. The transcript has a single exon. Lineage: Eukaryota; Viridiplantae; Streptophyta; Magnoliopsida; Cucurbitales; Cucurbitaceae. The record is from RefSeq and is a predicted model, not a curated record. Bases 121 to 1155 code for a protein of 344 amino acids.